Molecule: messenger RNA, 499 nt
Organism: Meleagris gallopavo (turkey)
Lineage: Eukaryota; Metazoa; Chordata; Aves; Galliformes; Phasianidae
Product: serine protease inhibitor Kazal-type 6-like
Molecular function (GO): protein binding
Source: RefSeq, a predicted model, not a curated record
UAAGGUGAGGAAUGAGGGCAGCAGCGGAUAGGUACAUAAAUACACAGAGGCAGGGCCAUGAGCACGCUGUGGGUUUGUGGCUGAGACAACACCUCCCAAACUGGUCGGUUGCUGGGGACUAAAAGAGCAGCAUGAAGGCAACAGGCACCUCGGUGCUCCUCAGCCUGCUGCUGCUGCUGUCGUUCUUCUCGGGUGUAGCAGCUCAAGACAUUGAAGAGAUCUGCAAAGAGUUCUUACACAGGAGUGUGUUCUGCACAAGGGAGUCCAACCCUCACUGCGGCACGGAUGGCGUGACGUACGGCAACAAGUGUGCCUUCUGCAAGGCUGUGCUGAGGAGCGGAGGGAAGAUACGAUUGAAGCACAUGGGGAAGUGCUGAGCCUGAGCACCAACCACUGAUCCUCAUCGGUCACAGGCACAGGAGCCUGGGCACAGCAGCAGCUGUCCUUGUCUCUGCCAUUCUGCUCAAUAAAAUAAAACUCAGCACACCUCUUUGGCUGG